AUGUGCAUGUUCUUUCUGAGACUUCUCUCAAUUGCAUUACUACUACAGUCUACUUUGGCACAAUCUGGUAGCCUCAGUCUCAAGCUCAUCCACCGAGAUUCAGUGGAGUCACCUCUCUAUCCAGGUAAGCUUUCAAGUGAAGAGAGAAGUUCUAGGUAUGUUAAUCAAACUAUAGCCCAUGCUCAUCGGCAGAUCCAAAUAGCUAGAGGUAACCAAAACGAGUUGAUACAUCCCAACGAGAUAAGUAUUCCUGUUGAUUUCCAUGGUUUCUACUUUAUAGUGAUAGUGGGCAUCGGUACAAUUGAUGGCCAAUAUCAAAACUAUUAUUUCAUUUUAGAUACUGGGAGCAAUCUAGUGUGGUUGCAAUGUGAAGGAUGCAAAAAUUGUUUCCCUCAAAGAUCCCCACUAUUUGGGCAUGCCACAUCAACUACUUAUCAUCCUCUUCGAUGUGAUGUUGAGCCUCUCAACCCCCUCUGUACACCCGGUGAAUGCUGGGAAGAUACAAGUUUAUGCUCAUACAAAGUACGAUAUGCGGAUGCUGAGGGUCCAUUAACAGAGGGAGUCCUUGCAAGUGAAAAAUUUACAUUCAAUAAUGCUGGGGGCACAGAGUCUAUCAAUGGCAUAGUCUUUGGUUGUGGCUUGAACAAUAUUAAAUUUGAUACUCAAUUUAUACCAAAUAACGAGAUAGCUGGUAUAAUGGGUAUGGGGUCUGGACCUCGAUCCUUCAUUUCGCAGCUGGGCGACCGAUUCCAGCAUCGAUUCUCAUAUUGCUUGCAGCCAAUGAAUGGUAAUCAAGGGAUUAAUACAUAUCUACGGUUCGGAGAAGACGCGAAAAUAAAUCCACAAGGCCGAGUAGUAAAAGCUACCCCAAUUUUGGGAGGACCUGCUGUAGGUAAAUACUACUUGAACUUGUUAUCUAUCAGCAUUGCAGAUCAACGUAUUUCCAAUCCUCCUCUAACUCUUUGGCGGACAUUAAUAGACUCAGGAAGUCCCUACAGUUUAUUUCCCCCAGGCCCUUUUGCAAGUGUGAAAUCUUAUCUGUUAAGUUACUUGCAGCCUUAUAAUGUGAAGACAAUCCGAUCAAGGGAUCAAUUGGAUCUAUGUUUUGAUCGGCCUAAUGGGUUCAACAAAUUUCCGAGCAUCACAUUCCAUUUCAGAAAUGCUGAUCUUGUUCUUGGGCCUGAAAAUUCAUUUGAGAUUAAGGAUGAUUACUUUUGCUUAGCAAUGGUAUAUUUUGAGGAUUUAACAGAUAUUCUGAUCGGAACAUACCAACAAGCGAAUUUCCGGUUCUUAUAUGAUUUACAUGGAAGUAUCCUCUCGUUCUCUCCGGAGGACUGCUCCAAUGAUUCUUAA
Molecule: messenger RNA, 1353 nt
Organism: Macadamia integrifolia
Lineage: Eukaryota; Viridiplantae; Streptophyta; Magnoliopsida; Proteales; Proteaceae
Product: aspartic proteinase CDR1-like
Exons: 1
Coding region: 1-1353 (450 amino acids)
Cellular component (GO): extracellular region
Source: RefSeq, a predicted model, not a curated record